Molecule: messenger RNA, 3108 nt
Organism: Truncatella angustata
Lineage: Eukaryota; Fungi; Ascomycota; Sordariomycetes; Amphisphaeriales; Sporocadaceae
Product: beta-galactosidase
Exons: 3
Coding region: 1-3108 (1035 amino acids)
Biological process (GO): lactose catabolic process
Cellular component (GO): beta-galactosidase complex
Molecular function (GO): carbohydrate binding; beta-galactosidase activity
Source: RefSeq, a predicted model, not a curated record
AUGGCACAAGACUCGAAACCUGACCAUGAGAACCUUGCUGUUCUACAAAGGAACCGUUUACCAACACGUGCUUAUUGGAUUCCAGAUACCGCAGUGUUGUUGAACGGUGAAUGGGAUUUCCACUAUGCAUCAAGUCCCCUGGAGGCUCCCCAGGUGGAAGAUAAGUCAUUAACCAUCGGUGACGAGUGGACGAGGAUAAACGUGCCAGGACAUUGGCAACUACAGGGUCAUGGGAGACCACACUACACCAACGUCAUCUACCCAUUCCCAGUUUGCCCACCCCAUAUCCCCACGGAGAACCCAACGGGAACUUAUCGGCGAACGUUUAGCGUCCCACUCAGCUGGGACCGGUCCUCUCAACUUCGCCUGCGCUUUGAUGGUGUGGACAGCUCUUAUCAUGUCUGGGUUAAUGGUACUUUCGUUGGGUAUUCUCAAGGUAGCAGAAAUCCUGCUGAGUUUGAUAUCAGCUCAGUGAUUAAGCGAGAAAGAGAAAAUGAGCUAGUUGUUCAAGUCUACCAGUGGUGCGAGGCAUCCUAUAUUGAGGACCAGGACCAGUGGUGGCUCUCAGGUAUUUUUCGAGAUGUGCACUUGCUUGCAUUUCCAGGGGAAUUCAGGAUAGAGGAUUUCUUCAUCAAAACGGUAUUAGAUGCAGAAUAUCAUGAUGCUUCUGUGCAGGUCAAAGUGUCACUCUCAGAAUCAACCGAUCACAAACUGGCUAUUACGGUACUGGAAGGCCAGGAGAACCUGGGAUCACACGAGCAAACCGUACCCUCAGGAACCUCCAACAUAAAUCUUGAAGUGUUAAUCCAAAAUCCGAAGAAGUGGACAGCCGAAACUCCUUACCUCUACAAUAUUAGAUUGUCUCUGAUCUCUCCUGAUGCAGAAGUUGUCCAGUCCAUCGAGCAGAAGGUCGGUUUUCGCAAGGUGGAAAUAAAAAAAGGGUUGAUCUCGGUCAACGGGAAACCACUGCUCCUACGUGGAACUAACCGGCACGACCACCACCCCCGAUUUGGCAGAGCCGUCCCACUAGACUUCAUGAGAGAAGACCUGUUGCUGAUGAAGCGUCACAAUAUCAAUGCUUUGAGAACUAGCCAUUAUCCUGCCCAUCCUCGACUAUACGACAUGGCUGAUGAGCUGGGUUUGUGGGUCAUGGACGAAGCGGAUCUUGAGUGCCACGGAUUCUACGAUGCAGUCGCGCGGCCCCUCGACAUCCCAGAAGAGAUGGACUACGAAGAGCGCAAAGCCUUGACGUUCCCACAGGCCGCCAAGUACACGUCCGACAACCCAGAAUGGAAGGAGGCGUACGUUGAUAGGAUGCGGCAACUCAUCCAGCGCGAUAAGAACCAUCCCAGUAUCAUCAUGUGGUCGCUAGGGAAUGAGGCUUUCUACGGUCAGAACCAUGUAGCAAUGUAUGAGUACGCCAAGUCUGUAGAUCCUGAGAGACCAGUCCAUUACGAAGGCGACGUCAAGGCUGCUAGCGCAGACAUGUUCUCGUAUAUGUACCCAAACAUGGAGCGACUUGCUAAGUGGGUUGAGAAUGAGGGCGUCAAGGAGGACGGUACUUUUGAAAAGCCAGUGGUGCUUUGUGAAUAUGCUCAUGCAAUGGGCAAUGGUCCUGGAUGGCUUGAGGAUUACCAGAACAUGUUCAGGAAAUACCCACGAUUGCAAGGUGGCUACAUCUGGGAGUGGGCGAACCAUGGCUUGUGGAAUGCUGAAGGUGGCUUCUACGGCUACGGUGGUGACUUCGGUGAUGAGCCGAAUGAUGCGACAUUCGUCAUGGAUGGACUUUGUAAUAGCGAGCACAAGCCAACACCAGGUCUCCUCGAGCUGAAGAAGGUCUUUCAGCCUGUGAAGUUCGAGUACGAGGACGGCAAGGUCUACAUUACCAACGAGUAUGACUUUGUCGGCCUCGAUCAUCUUGUCGCAACCUACAGCAUCGAGUCCCUUGGCCAGGAUACUAUAUUGAUUGAGUCCGCAGAAUUGUCAUUGCCAAAGUUGGAGUCCUGGACGCGCGCUGAGCUUAGCCUGCCGGUUGACCUCGCGAAAUUCAAGGACUCGUCGAAUGAGAUCUUCCUGACUAUUGACAUCAAACUGCGAUCGAUCACAAAUUGGGCCAGCGCAUCCCACGAAAUUGCAUGGUGGCAGCACAAAGUCUCCAGCGGCAACCCAAUGACACCAGCUCGGUUGCUGACAUCUAGCAAGAUCAGCACUGAAGAAUCGCGGACAAGGCUCGAAAUCACGGGUGCGGAUUGGAGUAUCUCCUUCGACAAAGUCCGCGGCUACAUGGCGAGCUGGACCCAAGGUGGACGAUCUCUAGUAGAGAUGGACCCCAAGCACAAGGCCGCCUUAAUCCCCAACUUCUGGCGAGCACCGACCGACAACGAUAGACCGGGCGACAUAAACAUCCCGGGAUCACUACCCUACUGGAAGCACUACGGCGUCGACGCCCUAACAUCACAACUGCGCGCCUUCUCCUGGAUCGGCGGCGACGAAGACGUCAAAAUCACCGCACACACCUACCUCUCACCCCCGAUCCUUGAUUGGGGUUACAACGUGCACGCCCUGUAUACGAUAUCGAAUUCAGGCAAGCUAACCGUAAACAUCAAAGCGCAACCGGUCGGUGCCGCACCAAGACAGAUCCCGCGUCUCGGCCUGAACCUGCGCCUCCCCUCACGCCUCCGCAGCGCCAAGUGGCUCGGCCUCGGGCCCGGCGAGUCGUACCCGGACAAGCGCGGCGCACAGCGGAUAGGCAUCUGGUCGCAACGCGUUGAGGACCUCGAGACGGCCUACGACGUGCCCCAGGAGAACGGGAAUAGGCUCGAGACGCGCUGGCUGAGGAUUAGCGACGAGUACGGAGCGGGGAUCCAGGCGAAGCUCACGAGCGCGCCGGGCCAUUUCAGCUGGACAGCUGGACGGCAUGGCGCCGAGGCGCUGGAGAGGGCGAAGCAUCCGUGUGAUUUGGUCCCGGAGGAUGCGACGCUGUUGAACCUGAGCGCGAAGGUUGCGGGUGUCGGGACCGCUGCGUGUGGGCCAGGGGUAAGAGAGGAUUUGCAGGUCAAGGUUCAGGAGGACGAGUUUGAGUUUGUGCUUCAGGCUGUUCAGGCUUGA